Molecule: messenger RNA, 1326 nt
Organism: Saxophila tyrrhenica
Lineage: Eukaryota; Fungi; Ascomycota; Dothideomycetes; Mycosphaerellales; Extremaceae
Gene: TUF1
Product: translation elongation factor Tu
Exons: 2
Coding region: 1-1326 (441 amino acids)
Biological process (GO): mitochondrial translational elongation
Cellular component (GO): mitochondrion
Molecular function (GO): GTPase activity; translation elongation factor activity; GTP binding
Source: RefSeq, a predicted model, not a curated record
AUGUCUCUCGCUCGUACCUUUCUUCGUACAUCACGUGCAUUGCGCACGCAGAGCAGCCCGGUGCAAUGCGCGCUGGGCAACAGGGGAGCGCAGCAGUAUGUGAACUCGACGAGGAGCUACGCCACUGCCUUUGAGCGCAACAAGCCGCACGUCAACAUUGGCACGAUCGGACACGUUGACCAUGGAAAGACAACCCUCACAGCAGCCAUCACGAAGCGGCAAGCAGAGAAGGGCUACGCCUCCUACCUCGAAUACGGCUCCAUUGACAAGGCACCCGAAGAACGCAAGCGCGGUAUCACCAUCUCCACUGCCCACAUCGAGUACCAGACCGACACUCGCCACUAUGCCCACGUCGACUGUCCCGGUCACGCCGAUUACAUCAAGAACAUGAUUACGGGUGCGGCUUCUAUGGAUGGCGCUAUCAUUGUCGUGGCGGCCAGCGAUGGACAGAUGCCACAGACAAGAGAGCACUUGCUGCUCGCUCGCCAAGUCGGUGUCAAGAGGAUUGUCGUUUUUGUGAACAAGGUGGAUGCGAUUGAGGACAAGGAGAUGUUGGAGCUCGUCGAGAUGGAGAUGCGCGAACUUCUCUCUUCCUACGGUUUCGAGGGCGACGACACUCCCAUCAUCCUUGGGUCGGCACUUUGCGCCAUUGAAGGACGUGAGCCUGAAAUUGGUGUAACAAAAGUUGAUGAGCUCCUCGCAUCCGUGGACGAGUGGAUUCCAACACCCCAGCGUGAAACCGACAAGCCAUUCCUUAUGUCCGUCGAGGACGUCUUCUCCAUCCCUGGCCGAGGUACCGUCGCUUCUGGUCGUGUGGAGCGUGGUAUCUUGAAGCGGGAUGCAGAAGUCGAACUCGUGGGCAAGAACGCUACGCCGAUCAAGACCAAGGUCACCGAUAUCGAAACGUUCAAGAAGUCCUGUACCGAGUCGCGGGCGGGAGACAACUCCGGCCUUCUCCUUCGUGGCGUCAAGCGCGACGACGUGCUCCGCGGUAUGGUCAUCUCCGUCCCUGGCGCUCUGAAGGCCUACCGCAAAUUCCUCGUGUCCAUGUAUGUCCUCACCAAGGAGGAAGGUGGCCGACACACGGGUUUCCACAACAACUACAAGCCGCAGAUGUUCAUCCGGACAGCCGACGAGGCCGCCACCGUUACCUGGCCCGAGGGCACCGAGGGCGCAAAGGAGGACAAGAUGGUGAUGCCAGGCGACAACGUGGAGAUGGUCUGCGAGAUCCACAAGCCGUUGGCCGUGGAGCAAGGACAGAGGUUCAACAUCCGUGAGGGCGGCCGUACUGUGGCGACUGGCCUCAUCACGCGGAUUAUGGAGUAA